GUCUCGAUGGACCUGGUCGGAAGCGUCUCCGCCGUCGGCGACACGGAUGCGAUGGUGGCGGGCGACUCGGGCAGCAAGCACAACGGCGGCCGCAGCGCCGCCGUGUGUGCCGUCAACAGCAUGGUCUCGGAGGCUUCCGCGGCGACCGUGGCCGUGUUGGAUGUGAUCGGGGGCGUCUCCGCUGGCAUGGUCACGAACGCGACGGUGGCAUGGUCACGAACGCGACGGUGGCAUUCGGCUCGGGCAGCGAGCGCAACGACAGCGGCAGUCCGCACGCCGGUUGCCGCCGGUAGUAGCGUCAGCGGCGUCGCCAGCGACAUCGACAGCAGGUUUUCAGGCGCGAUGGACCUUGGGGGAUGCGGUCAGAGCUACGAUGUCCGUGCAAGACGUUGA
Messenger RNA from Phytophthora sojae, 393 nucleotides. RefSeq lists its product as hypothetical. The annotation marks the transcript as partial. The transcript has a single exon. NCBI's taxonomy places the organism in Eukaryota, Oomycota, Peronosporomycetes, Peronosporales, Peronosporaceae. The record is from RefSeq and is a predicted model, not a curated record.